Geodia barretti is the source of this 474-nucleotide messenger RNA. The record is from the annotation of a GenBank genome assembly. Lineage: Eukaryota; Metazoa; Porifera; Demospongiae; Tetractinellida; Geodiidae.
AUGGCCGAAAGGCGCUACUGGCUGAUGAAAUCCGAACCCAACGCCUACUCUUUCACCGACCUGACGAACGAGGACGACAGCACCGCCGAAUGGGAUGGCGUCCGCAACUAUCAAGCACGCAACACCAUGCGCGAUGAUAUGAAACAAGGCGAAGGUGUCAUAUUCUACCACUCCAACGCCAAGCCUCCCGGAGCCGUCGGAACUGCCGUCAUCGUGCGCGAAGGCUACCCAGACAACACUGCUUGGGACCCCGAUUCCGAGCACCCCGACCCUAAGAGCACGCCCGAGAACCCAAUAUGGUACAUGGUGGACAUCAAGGCAGUCUCAGAAUUCAAGCGCUUCGUCCCCCUCCGCGAAAUCAAAGAGACGCCGGGCUUAGAGAACAUGCCUCUGGUCAAAAACUCCCGCCUAUCCGUCCAGCCCGUGUCCAAAGAGGAAUGGGACAUCAUACUCGAACUCGGAAUGAACGACUGA